Ilyonectria robusta is the source of this 1400-nucleotide messenger RNA. RefSeq lists its product as uncharacterized. Gene Ontology annotation, biological process: homogentisate catabolic process; L-tyrosine catabolic process; L-phenylalanine catabolic process. The coding region runs from base 72 to 1349 and encodes 425 amino acids. The transcript has 2 exons. NCBI's taxonomy places the organism in Eukaryota, Fungi, Ascomycota, Sordariomycetes, Hypocreales, Nectriaceae. The record is from RefSeq and is a predicted model, not a curated record. Gene Ontology annotation, molecular function: fumarylacetoacetase activity.
CUCAAUUGUAACAACUUCGUGGUAUCCAAGAACGUCUCAGCGAGAUUGACCGAUUGAUCCCGACCGUCAUCAUGUCCUGGCUCCCAAUCCCAACCGGCUCCCAUUUCUCCAUCGCCAACAUCCCCUUCGGCAUCAUCUCCACAGCCGCCAACCAAACCCCCAGACCCGCAAUCGCCAUCGGCGACAAUGUCCUCGAUCUUCACGCGUUCGCCAGCGGCGGGGGCUUCUCUGGCUCCCCAUCGGUCCAGGAGCGUGAGGCUUGCUUCGCGACGACCACUCUGAAUGCCUUCGCCGCCCUUGGCCGUCCGUUCCACCAAGCCACUCGCAGCUAUCUCCAGGCUGUGCUCGCCGCCGACACCAAGUUCCCAGAGCUCCUCAAAGACAACGAAAAGCUUCGAAGCACAGCAAUUCUGCCACGCUCGGAAGUGCAGAACCACCUGCCCUUGGCGAUCGGUGAUUACACAGACUUCUACGCGGGGAAGAACCACGCAUACAAUGUUGGAGUCCUCUUCCGCGGCCCCGCCAAUGCCCUGCAGCCUAAUUACACACACUUGCCUGUGGCCUAUCAUGGCCGAGCCAGCAGCGUUGUCACAUCCGGAACUCCCAUCCGACGUCCCUGGGGCCAGAUUCUGCGACCGGGCGACAAGACCCCUACGCUGGCGCCGUGUGAGAAGCUGGACCUCGAGCUGGAGAUGGGAAUGUUCAUCUGCCGCGAGAACAGCCUUGGGGCCCCGGUGCCGGUCAACGAGGCAGAGAAUCACAUCUUUGGCUACGUGUUGAUGAAUGACUGGAGUGCGCGAGACGUGCAGGCCUGGGAGUAUGUUCCCCUCGGUCCUUUCACUGCCAAGAAUAUGGGCACCAGCAUCAGUGCCUGGGUGGUGCUCGCCGAUGCGCUCGAGGCAUCAAAGGGUCCAGGUAUCGCCAAUGACACCGAGCUGCUGCCCUAUUUAAGACAGGACGCGAAGGACAAUGUCUUGGGGAUCAACCUAGAGGUCGACGUCAUCACCGCGGCGGGCGCAACCACGACGAUCAGCCGGACAAGCUCCAGAAACCUCCUCUGGUCGUGGCCGCAAAUGAUUGCGCACCACACCAUCACCGGAUGCAAUCUGCGCCCUGGUGACUUACUCGGCUCUGGAACGAUUUCAGGCACAGAGCCAGGCACGGAGGGUAGUAUUCUAGAGCAGACAAAGGGCGGCAAAAUCCCUUUGAAGCUUGAGGGUGGCGAGGAGCGCAAGUUCCUCCAGGACGGUGAUACUCUGGUCAUCCGCGGCUCCUUCGGCAGCGGUGAUUCUAUAAUUGGCUUUGGCGAAGUUUCAGGCACGGUUCAAGCCCCUCUUCCUCUAUUCUAGCUAUAGACUUGACUCUACCAAAACUAGACAAGAAAUGCACUGAUUUACUAA